CGAAGAGCCAUGGCAGACCUGAAAUAUGGAUCAGCCAAGGUUCCUCGUUUGGAUCGGAAGGGAGGAGCUAUGUUGGUAGUUCGCACGGCUAUCGUAUCCAUGGCCGCUGUGACCAUCGCGGCUCUUCUCAUGAUUAGCACCUGGUCAUCCAGAGUUCCUUCAGUCCUUCAGUCUUCUUCGGAUGUUGCCAAGGACUUGAUGAAGGCAGAUCAGGAUUUAGCGAAAGCCAAGAUGCUAUCCAACCCCAUGGGAAAGCGCAGGUUUCACAAGCUCGGAUUCGUGUCUGGAGACAGGAACGGCAAUCAUCACGUAUACAAUGAUCUGGGAUAUGGCGAGCAUCGAAGAGAGAACUGGGUCGAACGCCACUAUGAUGAUGGCUACUGGAUCGAUCCUCGAACAGGAAAGCAACAGUACAUCUGUGAUGAUGUCGACGAUCCCGAGAGGUAUCGCCCGCUCCCCACAGACAACGAUGGUUUCGACAGGAAAUGGUUCUUCGAUUGGGUGCAGACUGGAACCCACAGACGAGAGUAUAUCGACGAUCCCUGGUGUGACGACCAGUACUACGGCUAUCACUUUCCAGUCCACUACCAUGACGACCGUGAAGUCUAUUCCAACGGCUACGGCAAACACUUUGGUGAGCACUAUGGCUUCGGUCCUCAGGACCACUACGGUGAAUUUUUCCAUGGGCUCAGCCCAGGGUACGAUUGGGUGGAGGAGCACGGGUCUGAGAACGCGAAUGACCAGCUUCUGGGUUACGCGUACCCUGACGAGAAGAAUCAUGUCAUCGGCGAUGAGGGCUCGGCACGGUACCGCCCACUGCACUACAUGGACUGGGACAGCGAUGGCACGCGGGCGAUCAACACGGCAAAUUCCUAUGGAGAGGAGGAUUUCCUGAGCGACGCUUCUGCAAAGCGCACCAGAAACAGCGGGUUGUCGAAGCAGCUGCUUGCGGCUCUGCAUUUUACUAGGGGAAGGGCACAGAUGGCAAGGAAGAACGCCGAUGCCAACAAGUUUCACAGGUUGGAACAUGAGAUCCACAAUGAUGAGGCGAAGAUCGCAGCAUUGGAAGCGGGGAAAGCUCACAGACUAGCCAGGAAGUCUUCCAUUCAUGCCGCUCCCAAGCAGGUCAGGCAUCAGGAGCAUCAUGCGAAGAAUCCUCUGGACAUGGCCGUGGACGAUGUGGAGUCGCUCGUCUCCGGUAAACCUGUGAGCCUUCCCUCCCAUCAGAAGACAAGAGCGACCCACCCUCAGCAGCGCCAUGCUGCCACGCAGAGUCAAGUUACUGCUCCCAAGUUGAGCAAGAAAGAAUUCGAGAUCCGGGUAGCCGACCAGGUGGCGAGGGACGCGCUCAAGACCAAGGACGUACAGUCGAGGAUCAAGCUCCUGGGGGCGGCCAAGGCUCAGUACGAGGAGGCUGUUCAGGGGGGAACAAGUAAAGCUUCCCGCUCCAUCAAGGAGAGUCGCUCACAUGCAGUGAACCCCGUCGUUGCGGCCGAGAAGCUCAGUGCUGUGCAGGAGGAUCUAAAGAAGGUGGCUGCGAGCAUUCAGAGGCAGGUGGAGAAGAAGGUGAAGAGCGCUGAGGACGUGAAGCAGGCUGUUGACAAAUAUCUCAAGCCUUUGGCUUAAUAAAAGUCUAAUGUAUCAUCG
Guillardia theta CCMP2712 is the source of this 1647-nucleotide messenger RNA. RefSeq lists its product as hypothetical. The transcript is spliced from 5 exons. Lineage: Eukaryota; Cryptophyceae; Pyrenomonadales; Geminigeraceae. The coding region runs from base 10 to 1626 and encodes 538 amino acids. The record is from RefSeq and is a predicted model, not a curated record.